AUGGCCAGUUCUGCGACUCCCGAACAAGCGAUGAACUUCAACAGCGGUGCUCAGAGAGCUGAUGAAGAGCCAAGUGCCAAGACCAAAGCUGGCCUCCCAUUACCGGUCAAGUACCCUCAAUGGAUCAAUUAUAAAUUCGAGCCGGACGGCGCAGUACGACCAUUCGCUGGCAACACCAUCCUCAGCCAUGUCCCCAAAGAGAGCGACAUGUAUCGCUCUCUUGUGCAAAUACACAGGGAGAUCAACGGCAGUGACUUCGCAGGUUUAUUUGCCCUUCUACCUCCAGAAAGCUACCACACGACCAUUCUGGAAGGUGUUUGCGACGCGAUCCGUGAUCAGAACCACUGGCCGCGAGAUCUGCCACUCAACGCACCGCUAUGCGAAUGCACCAGGCUGUUUGAGAGCAAGCUGGCAGAAUUCGACAUUGGGGACCAUUCAAGAUUUCGGAUGGCGGUCAAGGGGUGGACUGCCCUUGAAGACGGGAUUGGACUCCAUGUAAUGCCCGUUGAUGACGCGGAGGAAGCAAGGCUUCUCUCCCUUCGUGACAAACUCUCAGAUUGCCUUGAGCUCCGACUUCCAAAUCAUGUCGGAUACGAUUUGCACGUCAGCAUAGGCUACUCGCUGCGAUUCCUGACCGAAAAAGAGGAACAGCACAUCACGGCAUUUCUGAAUGCCCAGCUUUCAAAGCUGCCAUCUACUUUCGAGCUCGGUCCUGUGGAGUUCUGCACCUUUUCGGAUAUGUUUGCCUUUGAAAGGGUCAGACUCUUAGGAGGUCAAUCAUGA
Molecule: messenger RNA, 783 nt
Organism: Exophiala xenobiotica
Lineage: Eukaryota; Fungi; Ascomycota; Eurotiomycetes; Chaetothyriales; Herpotrichiellaceae
Exons: 1
Coding region: 1-783 (260 amino acids)
Source: RefSeq, a predicted model, not a curated record